UCCUGUUGGAGGAAGGCGAGUACUGGCGCGGAGAGAUGACGGACGGAGGACACAUCAGUGCUUGAGUAAAGGAAAGAAUCUGGUGGAUACUUUGGAUGGAGUUGUACAGUAAGACAACUACGGUAAAACAAGAAAUAAAACGAAAGAGGGUUACUGAGCCUCUUCUUCUGCCCCGUUUAUAAAAGUUUUAUUACACAUUCUAUGAUUGGGCAAUUGAGACUUUGUAAUAAUGGGAAGAAGCUACUUCGUGGAGGAAACUGUCGGACAAUAUUUAUCAGACUUGAAUGCUAAAUCAAAAAGACUUAUUACUGGUCUUUUAAUAGGGCAGUGUACCCAGCAAAGAGACUAUGUUUUGCUGGCUAUUCAAACUCCUGUAAAAGAGGAAGAAAGUAACAGUAGUGCAAACCACCAUACAAACUUGUCUAAUAUUGAUGAAGAAUGGACAGCAGCACAUGCCAGACAAGUAUCAAGAAUGCUUCCUGGAGGACUGCUAGUUGUUGGUGUUUUUAUCAUUUCAGUUCCAGAGCUGGCAAAAGAAAUCCAAAAUAUCCUGCGGAAGCUUCUUUUUUCAAUAGAAAAGUCUGCAGCUAGAAAGAGAUUGUGGAGCAUUUCAGAAGAAGAUGUCUCAGAUAGAGUGGCGCUUCAUCUUUGUUCAACUACAAAGAAAAUACUUUGUCGUACCUACGAUGUGCAAGAUCCAAAGAGUACAGCUAAGCCGGCAGACUGGAAAUACCAGAAUGCUCUUUCUGCUUCCUGGCUAUCGUUAGAAUGCACAAUUAAUGUUAAUAUACAUAUUCCUCUCCCUGCCACCUUGGCCAGCCACAACUUAGAAAAAAAUAUAAGGAAUGGAUUGGGACGUUGGGCCCAACAGAUAGAGGAGGCUGUCUUUUUGAUCAAUGGACAAGCCAGACAGGAAGAUGCUGACUUACUGGAAGGGCAGAAAAAAUCAAGAGGAUAUAUGACAUCAGCUACUAGGAAUCUUGAUGUUAAGGUCUUAACACAAUUGAUGCAAAGUACAAACUCCAGAUCAACAGCUACGGUCCAAAUCUGCAGUGGCUCCAUAAAUCUCCAUAAAGGAGCUUUAAAAUGUAAAGCUUACAUCCAUAAUAACAAGCCUAAAGUUAAAGAUGCUGUUCAGGCCUUGAAGAGAGACAUAAUAAACACUCUCUCUGAUCGUUGUGAAAUAUUGUUUGAAGAUCUGCUUGUCAAUGAAACACCAGGAAAGAAAAGUAAGAGAAAUUCUGAAUAUCACAUCUUGCCUUGUAGAGUUUUCACUCCCAUUGUGGGAUCCAAUGUGUUGCUUUGUGAUUAUAAAUUUGGUGAUGAGACAAUCAGGGAAAUUCAGGAACGCUUUCUUGAAAUGAUGGACCAAGCUGUUCAAUCAGAUGAUUUGCAUAUUGCUGAGGAAAUGAAUACAGUUGAAGUAAGCCUGCCAAAGGAACUCCAAGAUAAUGCACAACCAAAUCAAGUGACAAAAGAAAUGCUACUAUUGAAACUACAUCAAAAUAUGGGAGUGGUGAUAGCAGUGGCAGUUGCCAUAUCUGCAGUAGCUUUCUCCUUUAACUACUUCAGCGAUUAAGCCUCAGAAAGCAAGAACAACUUCAGAACUCAUGUCAUUACAGAUAUACUGUAAGGAUGCAAGCUUCUUGAACUGAAUACGUUAAGAUAUCUUGUCAUCUAACAAAGCAAUACAUGGCUCUAAAAAGCAAUGGUCUGUCCUCUUUCUGCAUGAAAGUAAUGUAGGUGGGGAAAAGUGAGAGAACUCACACUGACAACUGGCACAAAAAAAGGAUUAAUUUUUCAGGGGACAUCUGAAAGAUAAGACACCGAUUUGAACUUUCUCCUUACUUAAUAAAAUGUAUAAAAACCCUGCUGAUAUGAUUACUUGUGCUUUUUUAGGAAAUGCUGGAACUGUAUGAUAGGUAAUACAAGUUCCAGUUUUUUUUAAUGAACCCAUAAGUGGUUUUUUUUCAAUUACACACUGUGAUUAUUUAUCAUCCUUGAUUCAUCUACACCUGUCCUAGAGUAUAUGUGAGUAUACAGUAUGUGUACAUAUGUAUUUAUUUCACAGUGCAGAUAGCCUAUGCCAACCAUGAUGGAUACCGGUGACUCUGUUAUAUAAUAAUAUAAGACAGUUAGUUGCUAUGAUGGAAUAAGACAGUUGCUAUGAUGGAAACCCCAGCCAAGGGCUCAUUGGAAUACAAUAUAUUUUACUUGCCUGUGAAAUGCAAAAAGAAUAACUUUAUACCUCUGAGAGAGAUUCCAGAGAUUGGGGUCUAUUACAGAGAAGGUUUGUCAAUAUGCCCAUGUUCUCUUUGUGAUGCUUUCAGAAGGAGGAAUGGUCCAUAUACCUUUCUCUCCCUCCCUCUCC
Molecule: messenger RNA, 2371 nt
Organism: Protobothrops mucrosquamatus (brown spotted pit viper)
Lineage: Eukaryota; Metazoa; Chordata; Lepidosauria; Squamata; Viperidae
Gene: ODR4
Product: odr-4 GPCR localization factor homolog
Exons: 14
Coding region: 230-1579 (449 amino acids)
Biological process (GO): intracellular protein localization
Cellular component (GO): endomembrane system
Source: RefSeq, a predicted model, not a curated record